Molecule: messenger RNA, 2387 nt
Organism: Fusarium odoratissimum NRRL 54006
Lineage: Eukaryota; Fungi; Ascomycota; Sordariomycetes; Hypocreales; Nectriaceae
Exons: 3
Coding region: 144-2225 (693 amino acids)
Source: RefSeq, a predicted model, not a curated record
CCUCAAUCUCACUCCCGAAAGUUCAGUGAACUUAAAACAGUCGUUGUCGCCUUAGCGAGCUGACCUUAGAGUAGACUGUUUCUUAUCCAACAUUCUUUUUCUUUUGCAAUACUUGCGAUAGAGCUUACCGCCUUCCCCCUCCCAUGGCCAACCCCCAGCUUGGGCAUGAUCAAGAUGCGGGAGAGGAGCCGGAAUGUCUGCGCCGAACUCAGUCGCGGAGAGAGCAGCCAUUUUUACGAAAUUACCUCAGGUCUGAGAUGAAAGGAGCAAAGACUAGCGACUUGAGGGUUGCUACGCCCGUGACUGACUCUAAUAAUCAUCGAAAAGUACAGCCCAGGCGUCACAGAGCAUACGUGGGAGACGACAUGAGUGAACAUAGGCUGCCAAGACAAUCAGCAGACUCAAAGUAUGAGAUACCUCCAAGGCGUUGCUCAGCAAGAUUUCGUGGGUCAGUAUCACCAAGCAAAUGUGUCAACAACGAUAGCCCAUCAAUCGCCCCAAGGCGCCUUGCAAAAGAAACGACACGAAUCGAUCCCCUUCCAAAUCCAGCCCCUGGGAGUGAGUCAGAGAUGAUGCGGCAACCAGAGACUCGGCCUAUCAGCCACGAUCAGCUCGUCGCUGAGGUCAAAAGCAUUUACGCCGGCCUCGUUAUGGUCGAAUCAAAAUGCAUUGAAGUCGACAAUGCUCAGUCUGCCAAGUCAGAUUGCACCAAUGAAAACUGGCAGGCGCUCAUUGCGCUCCAUCGCCAGUUAUUGCAUGAGCAUGAUGAUCCCUUCAACAUCUCUUCUGUCGAGAAACCGCAGGAGUACGACCUCGGAGCGCUUCUGUCCGAAGUUUCUCUACGUUCACGGAGUUUCUGCCGCCUGAACAGUCGAUUACUACCACUUUUGCAAGCUACAAAAGGUACCCCAGCAUGCGUACGGUUUGUCGAGUUCAUGGCAUUGAUUGGCGCCCUCUCCAACUUCCUCAGAAAAUACAGUUCGUUACUAGACUUCACGGACACACUUCUUACGGGCUUGUUUGAUUUGAUCACGUCAAUCAUUAGAAGGUUGAACUUGAGAUUCAGAUCCACAUUUGAGGAGCUGAAAUGCAGGAACGCAUCAACUCAGAUAAUAUUUGAGUUCCCCAAUAAUAUGCGGCAUGUCUGUACGACAAUGCCGUGGACUAUAUUGCCUGCGUUGCUGGUACUAUGGGGCGUCUGUUGGAUGUUCAUCAUCGGUCCUGGUGAUCUGCAGCCUGAGAAGUUUAACGCGCCUGUCCCGACCUUUUCGCCAGCUCCAGCUGGCUAUGACUUUCUUGACAACUCUGGCCCAGCCUACUACGAAUAUGGCCUGCAGAGCGUUCUUAUGCCUGAACCUAGUAAUACAGGCUAUGAUCAACCUUCUACUAUCGACAGUCUCCUGUUUGAUAACGUUGGGGCCAGUAUUGAUCCCAUUUACCUGGUUCAAGCUGCUCCUCAAGAUCCAGACUUUUUGUCCUUUGACGUGUUACCAAGGAACAGUGCAGGGAACACGGAAACGCCCGCCAAGGAAGACUUCACUGGAGCGCUACCAGUUGCUGUCGCCCCAGAUCCAAUACUACAGGCCUACGGGGAUGCGAACCGCCAAGAGCCAUUUAAUCCAACGGUUAAUGUUGCAUUGGUUGGUCAGGGAGUUCAAAAUGCUAGCGGUAGCCAGAAGAGUAAAUCUUACUUUGCAUGUCCGAAAUGCCAGCAGACAUUUGCAACAUCCUUCACUCUCAACCGACACCAGAUAGAAGCGCACAAGGAUGCAACAUCCAGCCCUGAAAAGUCGUUCCCAUGCCCUAACAGAGGCUGCAGGAGGUCCGAGGGGGGAUCUCCAUUCAAACGUCUUUACAACCUGAACAGACAUCUUCAAGUUUGUAAACACAAUCCGAAUGUUUCAACCUCCUCGGCCGAGUCGGACGGAACGGAAGAGCAGUCAUCGUCUCAUCCAACUUCAACGCCGGCCUUACCUCAUGAGCUACAGCCUGCGGAACCACUAUCAGAGUGUGCAUCCGGAGAGAGCAGCGUUAGGAAAAGGUCGAGGUCCGAAAACGAUGAUGACUGGAGUGAGGAAUCCUUACUGAGAGAGAUGAAAAAGAAGCUUAAGCGAAUGGCUCAAGAGGUUAAAGAGAAGGAAGAUGCAUAUCUGCAGGCUCGGGAGGGGCUGGAAUCCAUUCGAAAGUCCAUCCAAGUCCUGGAGGAUUCGCUCCGAAAGUCCUAGUCGCCGUUUUGCUCAUCGCUCCGAGAAAGUCAGGCUCGGAAAAUGAUAGGAUGGAAGAUCAGAUCAGAUGGAUUGGUUUUGUAAAGGGUAUCUACAUAUGCAGCGCUCACUAUACUAGACUAGGUAACAACUUACGCAUAUCUGCACGCUGAAUAUUCCCUC